Messenger RNA from Coprinopsis cinerea okayama7#130, 861 nucleotides. RefSeq lists its product as hypothetical. The transcript is spliced from 9 exons. NCBI's taxonomy places the organism in Eukaryota, Fungi, Basidiomycota, Agaricomycetes, Agaricales, Psathyrellaceae. The record is from RefSeq and is a predicted model, not a curated record. Bases 1 to 861 code for a protein of 286 amino acids.
AUGACGAAUCAAAGGUUCUCGCUAACCAAGGGCUUAUUCUUCUUCAUCCAAUAUUUCACGGCCAUUGUGCUCAUAUCCCUUCAAUUCGUCGAAAUAUCAACUCGAGAUCCCCGGCGUCCACUGCAGACAUGCUACAUUUGGAGCGUAUGGGAAGCUCUGGCGGCCUUUCUAAUCAUCAUUUCUGUCGACUAUAUUCUGGUCGCACGAAUAUAUGCGCUUUAUCCUCACAACCGAAUUGUCAAAUAUCUAAUAGGUCUCUUCUAUGCGGCAGAGAUAAUUGCUAUCGCAAUUGGUUUUGGGAUGGCGGUCCCUCAAGUCGAAUUCGAUGAACUUUGCACAAUUGUGAAAUCUCCCCGAAUAUUCCUUGUCGCAAUUGGAGCGCCAGUAGCCUUUCAAACGAUACUGUUUGCUGUUACAAUGUGGAAGUUCAUUUCCGUCGUCAGGGUAGGGGGAUGGAAGUAUGCACAUCUUACCAUGGUUCUCGUUCGAGACGGGACGUGGGCUUUCAUUCUUCUAUUCCUACUACUGAUAAGCGAAGCGUUCUUAUAUGGUUUCGCCUCCAAAGCCUAUACCGGUGUGAUGUACGGGAUUAUUCUCAACCUCAAGAAAGCGGGACAUGCCCAAGCUUUGCCUCCCGACUCUUACAUUCUUGACGGAGAGGCGACCAUUAGCUUCGCCACAGCAGGUCAUGGAACAUCCCGAGACUGGGACCCAUACUAUCAACUGCAACCUUGCCGCAACCCGCCAAAGUUGGAGCCAACCUGGAGCCAGCAUGGGCAAAAAAAGACUUGCAAGUCCUCCAGAUAUUCGGGUGGUGGGUUACAAUGCAAAAAUACUAUCAACUACCAAUGGACCUUGUAA